Psylliodes chrysocephalus is the source of this 7983-nucleotide messenger RNA. NCBI's taxonomy places the organism in Eukaryota, Metazoa, Arthropoda, Insecta, Coleoptera, Chrysomelidae. The record is from the annotation of a GenBank genome assembly.
UUGUGAGUACUCCCAUGCCGCUGAUUGCUAUACUUUGUCCGAGAAUGUUCACAUCGUUCGCUUGAUCGAAAGUGUUCUGGUUCCGCUGCCAAACAUUUGGCUAAGUCCGAUCCUGGGUCUAACUACCUGUUCUCUCUCAACUGCGUUCAUCAGGCUUAGUUCGUUUGCUCUCAGCUCGCUGCAAUUAGUCAGAAACAUACGGUAGGCUUUGGUGAACAAUUUUGGAGAUUUGAACGAAAAUAAUCCAAGAUGAAGUGAUGUGAUAUUUUGAAACCUAAUCUAAUACUAAAUAAGAGUGUUUAUGUGAAACAGAACUGUACGUUGCCAUGCUGAAAAUGCUACAAAAUUGUUUUUAUAACAUACCCAUUAUUUAAAGGUUGAUCCCAGUAGAAUGGAAAAUAAGAAAGGGAUCUUCCAAAAUCAACACAAUAACCUGCCUCAAAAUAACGAAGCAUCCAAAGUAGAAACAUUUGUAAAACACCCGCAUCACCAGAACUCAUCAGAUCACUUACAGAGAAAUGUUCAGUACGGUCUAAAACAACCCAGUUACGUUGUUCAACAGAUAAAUCCAAAUUUUCAAAAUCUUCAGUAUGAAAACCAAUACAAGGUUUAUCAAGCUCCUGAAAAUUUUAAGAACACUAACGUAGCUCCUCAAACUUUUCACGUUCAGAAUUAUAACCAAUACGAUAAAAGCGCUCAACUUCAACUACAUAGACCUACACAUGUUCCCCCUCAAUCUAGUCUUUCAAACAAUAUAAUAGUUCAGAAUACGCCAAAAAUUUGUAUAAUUCAACAACCAAUCAAUAUCCCUUAUCAACCUCAACCAGCUCAAAAAUCCGAUUAUCAAAAAGUUAACUCUCCUUCUACUCCGCAAAAUCAAGCAAAAUCUAAUCCCGAUAGGAAAAAAGCUGUUGGGUCUUCUCCUCAACUAAAAUCUCCUUCGGCCAAACGUCCACCAGAAGCUCCUGUAACAAAACAAGGAUGGUUACAUAAACAAGGAUCUGAAGGAUUAAUGUUAUGGAAGAAGAGAUGGUUUGUACUCGUGGAAUAUUGUCUAUUUUAUUAUAAAGGUCCUGAAGAAGAAAAGCUACUAGGGUCAAUUUUAUUGCCUUCAUAUAAAGUGUCAAUUUGUAAACCAGAAGAAAAAGUUAGCAAAAAGUACGCUUUUAAAUGCGAACACGCUAAUAUGCGAACAUAUAUUUUAGCUACAGAUUCACAGGAACAAAUGAUGCACUGGGUGCAGGUCUUGAAUUUGGCCACCCUAAUGCAGAAAAAUGCCGAAUUUCCUAAGCUAUCAAGCGGUUACAACAUCUCACACCAACAGCAAAUGCUCGAUAGUUAUGAAUCUAGUGAACAAUACCCCAAAAAUAGCUUAAAUCCAUCGACUCCUAUUAAUACUCAUUCCCCAUCCAACAGUCUUUUGCAAGAUCAAUGCCCUUACAACCAACCUCUCUACGCUAAUGCUCCGCCAAAACCAAAACGAUUGAACGAUGGAUUUUCUUCGCCCAGUCCCGACAUAAUAGAUAGACAAAACGUUCAAUACAUCGAAGCUAGAAGUAUGAGUAGAUCACCCAACCCCGUGUAUAGUAAAAACCCUAAUUACAAUUCCAAACACAGCAGAGAAUCGUUGCACGAAUUUCAAAGAAUUCAUGAUGUUGAGAGGCGAACCCCGGAGACUUACGGCAGAUCCAAAUUGGACACUCGUCCAACUGAUUACGAAGAUAUUUAUGCUGAAGAAAGUAUGUACAAAAGGCCCCUUAGUCCUGUAGCUUAUAGUCAUGUUAUUAAAAGAAAUAAUCCUGCACCUAGCUACCCACCCCAUAGGUACACUCCUGUGAACAUGAUUGGUCCAGCGGAGUUGAUGCAAUACCCAGUUCCGCAAAUGAGAAAAACCCCAACCAUCAAUAUAGCCAGGCCUCACAGUGCAGAUUUUCUAGAAUACGAAUUAAAUCAUAAACCAGAAGACACUGCACACAUACACCAACGACCUCGGCCUAAGUCCAGCUUGGAUAUUAACAUCAAUGCCAAUGAUAACGAUUUUUAUUCACGAGAGAGAUACGCUGAAAAAAUGAGAAAGUCUGCGCAGUACUUGAAAUAUGGACCUCCUAAAUAUACUCCCAACGAAAAUCCACUUUGUAUUGGAUACGAAAACGUUUCGCCAUUCGUACCGGCUCAUUCACAUUUUUUAAACGUCAACAAAUCGCAGAUGAGUCAUAUUCAGAAGCCGCAACCGAUGAGGAGCAAAAGCGCUUUAAGUGAAAUUAAAGUAGAUCCAAACAGAUAUAUGGAAAGGGAGUUGGUCAGUCCAGAUUUUUCGAAGCAAGGUUACGGCAGCAGGUAUAGAAGUCAGGAUUAUGAUCAAUUUACGAGAUCGGCCAGCGCUCGAUUAGCUCAACAAGGGGAAAGGGUUCCGCCACCGGACAGAAUGGUUCACAGAGACGGCGAAAGGAAGAGAGAAGAAUCCAUGAGAAGGUUACUUGAGUGGAAGCAACGCAUGUUGCAAUCACCUUUGAAUAGAAAAAUACAAGGAAACGUAGCCUAUCGUGGGAAGACUGAUAUUUAUAACAAUAAUGAAAUGGGAUAUAAAUUAUCCAAGCAUAGCAAAUACAAUAAUGAAGCUUACAUGGAUGAUUUCCAUUCUAAGAGUUCUACUCAGUAUAAUAGUUAUUCAUCUGAUGAUGAAGAAAAUAAGAAGAGCAGCAAGAAAAUUGUUCAGUCACAGGCAGGACGGACCUCGGACACAUUUGCCAGUAACUGUGAGUCUCCUACACCCGCACAACCCCUUUCUACCACUGUACUUAGUACCACCACAGACCCUGCAAAGCCAACAUUUCACUUUAACUUGCAUGACACACCCUACUCAAACGUAAUAGAAAAGCUUUUAGUUUCUACUUGUCAAGAUGGCUCUCAGAAGCCACUUAAGACAUUUAGCAAAAAGGAUCUAAACCAACUGUCUAAUAUUUCAUCGGAACUUGCUGAACAAAUUUCUACGUCUAUCGCUAAUUUUGAUACUCAGAACAGUGCUAGAUCCGUUUUGUCUAACACAAAUAAGGAUAUUGACAAAGAGACUAAAUAUAAAGAAGAAAAUAUUGCCAUAGAAGAAAAUUAUAUGCCAAUGUCUCCGAGUAAAAGAGUAUCAGGACUGGGAAUUGGUUAUGACAGCAUAAUCGAAGCAUUAGGAGAUAAUGUUAAAAUGGACGAAAAUCAUUAUGUAGAAAUGACACAAAAUGCUGUCGGUUCUUUUUUAUCAUCUAGUUUUAAUAAUAAUUUAAAUGGAGAGCAACAUAACAUGCAAGUUUUUAAUGAUGACAAAUUAGAACCUCUCUACGUGGAACUUAGAUGUCCAUCAGAACCUACAAACGAGGAUGAUUUUUCCGGUAUUUUAAUAACGCCUGAAACAAAACCGGGACCGAAAUCUGAUAGUUCUGAUGCUGACGAUGAAGCAUCUAAAGAUUUAGAUUCCUUAGACACGCCUAGCCAACCAAGAUUUAGUUUAUCAGACACUUUCAGACCAGCUUCGUAUUAUUUAGGAACGAGCCAAGCCAACGCUGAUCUCCAGGAUAGCUCUGAUAGCGAAUUGGUUUCUCCACCUCCAAUUCCUGCAUCACCACCUCCAUUAGAUGAUAUUAACAGUGUAAGUGAAUGUAGUUACACGAAUUUGAAAUUAAAAGAAGAAACUUCUGAUAAUAAAGACAAUUCUCUAAGUAAUUCUUCUUUAAACACUUAUUCAAAAAAGGAAAGUAUAGUGAGCAGUCCAAAGAGGAGAUGUUUUGACAAAGAGUUAAAUUAUAACAGUGCCUUUUCUAGUAAUAACCAUUCUGAUGAUGAUACAAAAGCCGAAGAUAACUCUGUCAAUGAAAAAGAUGCUCAAAUAGACACAUACAUCGCGAGUCAAUGUCCAAACAGCUUAUAUCAAGAAAAUAAUGCAGUGAGCUCCAAUCAGGAAAACUUUCCUGCUUAUGACUUUUUAGUACUCUCUCAAUAUGAGGAGAGCACUAGCUCGACCAUGACAAACAAAGAAUUCGUUGAAGAUGAAAAAGAUUUUCCUGACAUAGAAUUACAAGAAAUAUAUGUAUCUGAAACUUCAACAGAUAUAAAUAAUAUGAUACAAAAUUCAAGUAGAUCAGCAUCCGUUACUAAUGAGUCUGUAUCGAUACCUAUAUCUAGCACUUUUUCAGCAUCAUCAGCUCCUUACUAUUACUCAGAUUUGUCGAUAACUAUGACAGAUUCUCAAACGUCGUUAUUGACUUUAAAUAAUCAAAGAAGCACGUUGAAAUGUAAAAGAGACAUUACUCACAUUAGAAAUCCUAUAAAGGGCAACUUAAGAGAUAUGUGUGACGAUACCACUCCAUUCAAGCUUGCUGCAGAAGCUAGAUCAGCGUCUGCAGAUUUCUUGAAUCUCACGGACAAACCGGGUCAUAUAGAUCAUAAAAAUAUUUACGAAUCUAAUAGUUCUCAACGUAUCUUAAAAGAUAAUAAUUCUGGAUUUCCCACUAGAAACCUAUUAUCGCUUAAACAAAACGAUAAGUUUAUAUUAGCAGAUUCACUUUCAACUGACACAACAGUAAGAAGGACGCAUUCUUUAGAAGGUCUGUUAGAGAACGUAUUAAAAGAUGGUCCUGGUUUAAUAUCCGAAACCAAAGAUAAUAUUGCGAAAACUCCAGAAAAUGCAUCAGAAGGUAGCUAUCUAUGGGAGGAGGAUUCAAUAUGGAGAGAAAGACUAAGAUCAGCAAGCCAGAGACACACCAAAUCUAUGGAGGAUUUAGAUACCUUAGGCGAGGGAGAUUCAAAAAGAAAGUUUAAGUCUCCAAGGGGAAUUACUCGGGGUGUUACAUACGUCAAUGAAAAUUAUAUGAAAUUAGAUAAACACCAACCAGAAACUGAAUGUUUGAAGACGGUAAAAACGCCGGAUAAUAAAAUUAAAAAAGACGGUAGUUUUAUAUUAGACAGAGAGAAAUUAAGACAGUGGGAUCUAAUGUCGAGCGCUCCAUCUGACAAUCAAGUGUCUACAUCUGUGGCUAGUCAGGUACCGGAUGGUAAUAACGUAGUGGUAGAAAUCUCGGAUGGAAAUUUCGAAUCAAGUGAAAUAGUCACAGAUCAACAAACAGCAUCUGGUUCAAUCUCCAUAAAUCCACGAGACCCUGUACAGUUAAGUACUUUUCCCAGAGCGGUAUCAGCUCAAAAGACUUGGAUUCCGUCAAACUUACCAGUAGAGUCCCAUUCGGUGACGAACCUGCCAAGAAACUGUGAAAAAGACUUUAGUUCACCUAAUCCAAGAAUCUAUUACUCAAAUCAAUCGUCUAGUCAUCCUAACUUAACGCCUGCGAGAAAGGAAAAUUGGCCCGUUAAUGAAAAAGUAAGCGUUUCUGCUGGUGAAUUGCUUGGUAGAACUCAUGAAGAACUAGUGUUGCUGUUAAUACAGUUGCGCAGACAGAGUUCACAAACGUUACAAGCCAUCGAAAACUGUUAUAAUGAAUUUGAUAUGAUUCAGGCCCAAUUAUAUGCGAUGGAUCAAACGAGACGAAUGGAAAAUUUACAAAAACUUGAACAAAUUAAACAGCAUUUACUGGAACUUGAAAAACAGUAUGAAAAAGGGAAACCACUAGUAAAUUUGGUAGACAACAUGGUUAAGUUAGGGUCCCUUUAUCGAGUCCCUCAAGAAAGAAGUAAUGUCAGCCAUCAUAUCAAAGACAGAAUCGAAUUUAACCAGCAAAUUCAAGAACGUAGACUUCUUGCUGAAGAAAAAAGAGAAUGGAACAGACUAAAUACAAAUCACUUUCAGCUGCAAGAAAAAGUUCAACAAUUAUACAUGCUCGAUAGAUUAAUUCAUGAAGAAUCUGGAACCCUUCAGAAUCUGCAACAAGACAAAGAAGAUAUUGAACGAGCGUUGGGAGGUUUAAGGCAUCGACUUAGCAAAGGAUUUAAAGAUCCAGGUGAAAUUGAACUUGCGCGAAAACAACAGAUCAUGCUCGAAAAUGAACUGAUUAGAGUGCAUUUCAUGUUGGCACAAAAUUCGAAAAAGUUAGAAGAAACGGUAUCUGGAAACGCCAAGUUGGAGCAAGAACUGAUGGUUUUGAAGCAAAAAUUACAACAAAGUACUCCCAUGCAAAGUUCACCACAGUAUUCUAAUCCAGGUGACAGUCUAACUUGUACAGCAGGCAAUAGUCCAGAGUUGGAAUCCAAUUUGCAUCAAGUUAAAAAAAAAAUCGGCGAACUCCAACAACAAAGACACAAAUUAAGUUUGCAAGUGCGGCAACUCACAGAUAGAUCGUCCAACUUAACCCAACCAAAAUUUCCAACGAAUGAUAUUCAAAAUAACGGCAUACACAAAAAGAGAAUACAAUCAUUAUGGAGAGAAACAGAUUUAGAUACAAUGUCGAUUACCGAUCACGGAGAAUACGACUGUAAUUCACCCCGCAUAAAAUCCAGUCCUUUGUACAUAAAUACCAAUUACAGACACGAUGAUUAUGAUUUUUAUCAGGACAGCAAUUCUAAUCAUUCUGUAAGUGAUAACAAUUUAGUGAUUUCGACUCCUCAAGAAAAGCAGGAGAUUAAAACCGUUAGAAUAGUGAAAAGAGAGUCUGAGAAACGUCAAAGAGACAGAGAAAAAUCGAUACCUCCUGGAAAAUGGGACUCAUUACAAGAAGAAGAUAGUUCAUCUGAUAAUUGUAAUAUUUUUAAAUCCCCACCAAGCCAUAUAAUCCAAAGUACACCAUCCCUUGCAUCUUCUACAGAAGAUAUAAAUGGACUAGCAGCAGUAGCAAACAACUCAAUAUCAAGUCCCAAUUUAUGCGAUUUUGAAGAAAAACAAGAAGCUAACUUCAGCACUAGCACGGAGAAAUCUCAUGACAUAUCACCUGUGUUUAAAAGUGAAGCAGCCCGACAAAUAAUCACCGAAAUGUCGAUACAACAAACGCCGAAACAGACGAAUAGAAGAGCUGUUCCAAAAGAAAAGCGAAGACAUUAUACUGCCCCACAUGAUCAGUCGAUUCUUCAAAGCAUCCAGCAACUACCCAGCGACAUGGAUGCAUUUGACAAACACGGCAUCAACAGCAGAAGAGCUAGAGACGAUUUAGACAUGGAACGCGCGCUUAGACAAAGAAUCGAUGCUCCUGAUGUUGUCAGAUCAACACUGAUCAAUACUGAACUUAAAUAUAAUGAAAGAACUAUCGAUGAUCUUUUGGGAACGCCUAGCAAAAUUAAUAUUCCCGAAAGGUACAUUCCAGAACAACUGCCUCAAUUGUCGGUAGAAGAGCAAGAGUACAGAUUGAGGAAAGUCGAGUCGAUUAAAAAGAUGCUGUCCGAUACCACUUUCAUAAGCACAAGUUCUACGAAUUUAAGUGGAGAUAAUCAAGAAACUGCUAAAACUCCUACUACGAAAAUAGUAAAUAAAACAACAACAAAGAUUUAUGAUGAGAAAAAACAAAGAGAACAUUUACUUCAGCUCAAUCAAAUUCUAGCUAAACAAGUAAUGGAAAUGAGCAAAAUCGUAGCAGGUAUCAGUAGUUCAGAAGAAAAAUAAUGUACCUAAGUUUCUUAUCAUUUGCUGCUUGUUAAAGAAAAAGCAACUGCCAGAUUAUCCAAUCAGAAGGACCAGAUAAGUGCAGAAGAGGAGGAUUUAUCGCCUUUAACACCUUUGCCUCUUUAUCAACAGCGUGAUAAUUUUUACACUUAAUGUUAAAUUAUAAAAAUAUAAAUUAAAGAAAAUAGUAGUUAUUUAUUAUGUGCUAAAGUACAAGUUAAAAAGUAAAAUAUUUGUUGUAUUUGAUUUUGUAUUUUAUUAUUAAUUUAUGUAGUCAUAAAGAUAAUUUUAAUUACCAAUUAAAAACUUUGUGCCUGACAAUAAAGUUAUUGUUUUAAUUUAAAAUUCGGUUUUCUUUUUUUUGCUAAAAAUUAUAUUUAUUUCUUGCUCGGUAACCUUAUCUGCUUUUAUAGAGGCGUUCAAUAAUGUAAGCAGGUAAGAAUUAACAAUCACAUCAACAA